Neoarius graeffei (lesser salmon catfish) is the source of this 15640-nucleotide messenger RNA. RefSeq names its product MYC binding protein 2 (gene mycbp2). The transcript is spliced from 84 exons. The coding region runs from base 458 to 14596 and encodes 4712 amino acids. NCBI's taxonomy places the organism in Eukaryota, Metazoa, Chordata, Actinopteri, Siluriformes, Ariidae. Gene Ontology annotation, cellular component: nucleus. The record is from RefSeq and is a predicted model, not a curated record.
CCGGAGGAGGAGGAGGAUGAACUUAAGAUGGCAGCGCAGCCCGGGCUGUUACCUGGCCGACCUCGAGAAAAAUACAAGGAAUAAAUAAACAAACAAACAACAAAACACAGGACGUCAGCUCAGGCGUUUUAUAGAAUUCAGUGUCAGGAAAUGAAUCCUCGGUUUGGCCUCAGACGCUGUUUUGUACAAGUCAGGUUUUAAUCUGACAGAAAGAGAAAGAAGCAGCUUAUUUCGCAGUUGCACCAGCGCCGACAUUAUUACUGGACUGGAGAUACUGGAUCUAGCAACCAACCGCUCUUGUGCAUUUCCGUGACGGAUAUCUGUCUAUCUAUAGAUAUAUAUAUGGGGGGAAAGCCCAUAUAUAUACAUCCAGCGUGUGCUUUACGACGGGUUGAAGUCCCUAUUGAUCGCCAGCUAGUGACAUACUGAUGUAAUAUAUGCAUUGUUCCCCAAAACGAUGAUGUGCGCUGCUGCUGCGGCAGCUGGAGCCGGCGGCGGGAUUCUGUCUUCAUCCCCGUCCAUGGGACUGGGUGUGAGGGUUUUACCCGGACCCGGGGCCGAGUUUAAUUCUACCGGACCCGGAAUGAGCUCCUGUUCCACCUCAGGGUCCCAGCCGGACUGUCGGAGCCGGUACCAACUGCUCCUAUCGGGUCGAGCUUUAGCCGAGAAGUACAGGAAGAUCUACACAAGCGCUGUCAGCGAUAAAGAACAAGGCAUAAAUCUCGGAAGGGGUAAGAAGGCUUUGACUAAGAAGAAACUGAAAAGGCGGCAAAAAAUCAGAUCAAAAGUCAAAACAAGAACAAAGACAGAGAAUCUGGAUGGGGCCUUCCCAGUCCCAGACAUCAAGCUUCACAGUAAUCCAUCUGCGUUUAAUGUGUACUGUAAUGUUCGGCGGUGUGUACUGGACUGGCAGCAGAAGGAGACCUCCCUGGCCCUGGCUUCCCGGAACUCUGUGCAGAGUGGUGACUCAGACAGUGAGGAGGAGGAGGAGUACCGUGAACCUGCUGUCAAACUACCCAAGAUCAUUGGCAUUGGACUGUGCGGAGUGUUUGAGCUUAUUAAGGAGACGCGGUUUUCACACCCCUCACUUUGUCUGAGGAGCCUGCAAGCGCUCCUGGACAUGCUACAGGGACAACAGCCUGAGAGCUUCCAGACAGAACCUCCAGAUGUGCUGGAAUCUCUCUUCCACCUGCUGCUGGAGACCACGGUGCGGAGUACAGGAAUGAAUGACCCUACUGGUCAGGCACUGACCGCUCUAUCCUGUGCCUGCUUGUUCAGCUUGGUGGUGGCCUGGGGAGACACUGGGAAAACCCUACAGGCUGUAUCUGCUAUCCUCACCAAUAAUGGCAGCCAUGCCUGCCAGACUAUCCAGGUACCAACGAUCCUGAAUGCUCUACAAAGGAGUGUACAAGCAGUGUUAGUAGGGAAGGUUCAGAUUCAGGACUGGUUUGGGAAUGGCAUCAAGCGAGCAGCACUGAUGAACAAGUGGAUUCUGAAAGAGGUGAGCAUUGAUGAGGAUGAGCACUGCCUGCUCCAAACCGAUGGAUCCUUCCUUUAUCUUCUUUGUAAGGACGGUCUCUACAAAAUCGGCUCAGGGUACAGUGGCACUGUCCGGGGCCAUGUGUAUAGCUCUACAUCUCGCAUCAGGAACCGAAAGGAAAAGAGAUCAUGGUUGGGAUUUGCUCAGGGCUCUCUGUUAUAUCGGGAUAUGAACAGUCACAGCAUGGCAGCCAUCAAGAUCAAUCCAGAGACUUUGGAGCAGGAGGGCACUAUUGCAAUGCCUGGUCUUCAAGCAGAAGGACAGAACAUCAUAUUCACUGAUGGAGAAUACAUCAACCAGAUAGCAGCCUGCAAGGAUGAUGGCUUUGUGGUGCGAAUCUAUGCCACGAGUACGGACCCUGCCUUGCAGCAAGAGUUGCAGCUCAAGCUGGCUAGAAAGUGUCUCCAUGCCUGUGGCAUCUCGCUUUUCGAUUUGGAAAAAGACCUGCAUAUAAUCAGCACAGGGUUUGAUGAAGAAGCAGCACUGCUUGGAGCCGGUAGAGAGUUUGCUUUGAUGAAAACAGCUUCUGGGAAGAUCUACUACACUGGAAAGUAUCAAAGUCUCGGGAUUAAGCAGGGUGGGCCAUCAGCUGGGAAAUGGGUGGAACUGCCCAUUACAAAAUCGCCUAAGAUUGUACAGUUUUCAGUGGGCCAUGAUGGCUCCCAUGCCCUCUUGGUGGCUGAAGAUGGCAGUGUCUUCUUCACUGGAUCUGCCAGUAAAGGAGAAGAUGGAGAGUCAACAAAGAGUCGGAGACAGCCAAAGCCCUACAAGCCUAAGAAGAUAAUCAAGCUGGAGACAAAGACAGCGGUAUACACAGCCUGCAACAACGGCAGCAGUAGCAUAAUAACUAAGGAUGGAGAACUCUAUAUGUUUGGCAAGGAUGCCAUUUAUAGUGACAGCACCUGUCAGGUAUCAGAUCUGAAGGGGCACUUUGUUACUCAGGUAGCCAUGGGUAAAGCCCAUACAUGUGUACUGACUAAAACUGGAGAAGUGUGGACGUUUGGAGUAAACAACAAGGGCCAAUGCGGCCGAGACACAGGAGCCAUGAGUCAGGGAGGGAAAGCUUUUGGAGUAGAGAACAUGGCUACAGCAAUGGAUGAAGAUUUGGAAGACGAGCUAGAUGAGAAGGAGGAAAAGUCUAUGAUGUGCCAGCCAGGCAUGCACAAGUGGAAGCUGGACCAGUGUAUGGUUUGCACUGUAUGUGGGGACUGCACUGGAUAUGGAGCUAGCUGUGUGAGCAGUGGAAGACCAGACCGAGUGCCUGGAGGAAUUUGUGGUUGUGGUUCUGGUGAGUCGGGCUGCUCGUCGUGUGGUUGCUGCAAGGCUUGUGCUCGUGAGCUGGAUGGCCAAGAGGCCAGGCAGAGGGGAAUCUUUGAUGCUGUGAAGGAGAUGAUCCCACUAGACCUGCUGUUAGCUGUGCCUGUCCCUCCCCCUCCAGGCGUUAAUAUAGAGGAACACAUCCAGAUCCGACAGGAAGAGAAGAGACAGCGCAUCAAUCGGCGCCACAGGCUAGAAGAAGGCAGAGGCCCCCUUGUAUUCCCUGGUCCCCUUUUUAUGAACCAGCGUGAGCAGGCCCUAGCCAGGCUCAGACCCAUUCAAGCCUUUAAGCUAAUGCGGGACAAACUCAAAGAUGGUAGCAGUGAGCGUGGGGACAAAGAUGCAAGUAAGAUCACUACCUAUCCUCCGGGAGCAGUGCGCUUUGACUGUGAGCUCCGUGCGGUGCAGGUCAGCUGUGGCUUCCACCACUCUGUUGUAUUAAUGGAGAAUGGGGAUGUGUACACAUUUGGCUAUGGGCAGCAUGGACAGCUUGGACAUGGAGAUGUAAAUUCUAGGGGGUCUCCCACUUUAGUACAAGCUCUCCCCGGCCCCAGUGUUCAGGUUACAGCGGGCAGUAACCACACUGCAGUGCUCCUCAUGGAUGGACAGGUCUUCACUUUUGGGAGCUUCUCGAAGGGACAGCUUGGCCGGCCCAUUGUUGAUAUGCCUUACUGGAAUGCUAAACCUUCACCCAUGCCCAACAUCGGAGCCAAGUAUGGUCGCAAAGCCACAUGGAUUGGUGCCAGUGGAGACCAGACCUUUCUGAGGAUUGAUGAAGCACUAAUCAACUCCCAUGUCUUGGCCACCUCAGAGAUCUUUGCCAGCAAACACAUCAUUGGUUUGGUUCCUACCUCUGUAUCUGAGCCACCUCCCUUCAAAUGCCUGCUGAUCAACAAAAUGGAUGGAAGCUGCCGGACUUUCAAUGACUCCGAGCAGGAAGAUCUUCAAGGCUUUGGCCUCUGCCUAGACCCUGUAUAUGAUGUCAUCUGGAGGUUCCUGCCCAGCACACGAGAGAUGUGGUGUUAUAAUGCUGUAAUUGCAGACGCCCGCAUGCCUACAGCCACGGACAUCCAGUCACGUUGCAGCAUCCUGAGCCCAGAGUUGGCAUUACCCUCAGGAUCCCACGCUGCUACCACACGCUCCCAUGGAGCCCUUCACGUCCUAGGUUGUUUGGAUACACUGGCAGCCAUGCAGGAGCUGAAAAUGGGUGUGGCUAGUGCUGAAGAGGAGACCCAGGCAGUGAUGAAAGUUUAUUCAAAGGAGGAUUAUAGUGUGGUCAACCGCUUUGAGAGUCAUGGUGGAGGCUGGGGUUACUCUGCCCAUUCUGUAGAGGCCAUUCGCUUCUGUGCGGAUGCCGACAUCCUGCUGGGUGGUCUGGGGCUAUUUGGAGGACGUGGAGAAUAUACAGCUAAAAUUAAGCUGUUUGAGCUGGGACCAGAUGGAGGUGAUCAUGAGACAGAUGGAGACCUAUUGGCUGAGACAGAUGUUCUGGCCUAUGAUUGUGCUGCUAGGGAAAAGUAUGCCAUGAUGUUUGAUGAGCCAGUAUUGCUUCAGCUGGGCUGGUGGUAUGUGGCCUGGGCAAGGGUGUCAGGACCCAGCAGUGACUGUGGUUCACAUGGGCAGGCAACUAUAACCACUGAUGAUGGUGUGGUGUUUCAGUUUAAGAGCUCCAAGAAAUCAAACAAUGGUACUGAUGUGAAUGCUGGUCAGAUACCUCAGUUGUUAUACAGGUUACCAUCUAAUGACGGUAAUGCAUCAAAAGGAAAACAGCAGACCAGUGAACCAGUUCACAUUUUGAAGCGCUCUUUUGCUAGGACUGUUUCAGUGGAAUGUUUUGAGUCUCUGCUGAGUAUUCUUCACUGGAGUUGGACCACUCUAGUGCUGGGGGUGGAGGAGCUGAGAGGACUAAAAGGUUUUCAAUACACUGCCACCUUACUGGACCUGGAGCGGCUGCGCUUUGUGGGAACCUGCUGUCUCCGCCUGCUUCGUGUCUAUAUUUGUGAAAUCUACCCAAUGUCUGCCAGCACCAAAGUAGUUGUUGAAGAGUCGAGCAAGUUGGCAGAGUGCGUGGGUAAGACACGCAGCCUGCUGAAGAAGAUUCUUUCAGAGGGCAUGGACAACUGUCUGACCAAGUUGGACAACGAUCCUCAGGGCUACCUUAGCCAGCCCCUUACCUUGCUUGAAGCAGUGCUGCAGGAAUGCCACAACACCUUCACAGCCUGUUUCCAUUCCUUUUACCCUACUCCUGCCUUGCAGUGGGCCUGUCUCUGUGACCUGCUUAACUGCCUUGACCAGGACAUCCAAGAAGCAAACUUCCGCACCUCAAGCAGUCGUCUGCUGGCUGCUGUAAUGUCUGCACUGUGUAACACAUCAGUCAAGCUGACCUCAAUCCUGCCUAUUGCGUAUGAUGGGGAGGUGCUGCUGCGCUCACUUGUCAAGCAGGUCAGCACUGAGAACGACUCAGCCCUUGCCCACCGCUUCCCCCUGCUGGUGGCACACAUGGAGAAACUCAGUCAUACGGAAGAGAACCUUAUGGGGAUGACAAGUUUCCGGGAAGUUCUGGAAAAAAUGCUGGUGAUAGUGGUACUACCAGUGAGAAAGAGUCUGAGGAAAGAGAUGGAGCUUUUCUCCCCUCAUUUGGUAUCCAACACUUGUGGCCUUCUGGCUAGCAUCGUCAGCGAGCUCACUGCCUCUGCACUUGGCUCUGAGGUGGAUGGGCUGAACUCUCUCCACUCCGUGAAGUCCACUCCCAGUCGUUUCACUAAGACCAGUCAAGGCCGCAGCUGGAACACAGGCAAUGGCUCCCCUGAUGCCAUCUGCUUUAGUGUAGACAAGCCAGGUGUGGUGCUGGUGGGCUUCUGCGUCUAUGGGGGAGGAGGCAUCCAUGAAUACGAACUGGAGGUUCUUGCAGAUGAUGCACAGACAGAGCACCACGGAGACUCGGCACAUUCCCACAGAUGGACAUCUUUGGAGCUGGUUAAAGGCACCUACAGCACUGAUGAUAGCCCUAGUGACAUUGCUGAGAUUCGACUGGACAAAGCUGUGCCUCUGAAGGAAAAUGUGAAAUAUGCGGUCCGUCUGCGCAACUAUGGCAGUCGCACAGCUAAUGGAGAUGGAGGGAUGACCACGGUGCAGUGUUCUGACGGCGUGACCUUCACCUUCAGUACCUGUAGUCUCAGUAGUAAUGGCACCAACCAGACUAGAGGCCAGAUUCCUCAGGUUCUCUACUACAGAAGUGAAUAUGAUGGAGAUUUGCAGUCCCAGCUGCUAAGCAAAGCCAAUGAGGAGGAUAAAAACUGUAGCCGCGCUCUCUCGGUGGUUAGUGCUGUGGUACGGGCAGCUAAGGACCUCCUGCACAGAGCUUUUGCUGUGGAUGCUGAGGACAUUCCAGAGUUGCUGAGCUCAUCCAGUCUUUUUUCCAUGCUGCUUCCCCUUAUUCUGGCCUACAUUGGCCCAGUGGCUGCCUCUGUACCAAAGGCUGCUGUGGAGGUGUUUGGUUUGGUACAGGAACUUCUCCCUGCUGUGUCUGCACUGAAUCAGAAGUAUGCUCCACCUGCCUUCAAUCCUAACCAGUCUACAGAUAGCACUACUGGAAACCAACCUGAGCAGGGCCUGUCUGCUUGCACAACCUCAAGUCAUUAUGCGGUCUUGGAAAGUGAUCAUCCUUACAAGCAGGCUGCUGUCACCCAGUAUAAGGUGUCCUUCCCAGACUGUGUUCGCUGGAUUACUAUCGAAUUUGACCAGCAGUGCGGAACAGCCCAGCCAGAGGAUGUGCUGAGGGUUCUCAUUCCCACCCGAACUCUGCAUUUCUCCAGUUUGAGUGUCAAAGCACUCACACACGAGACCAUAAAUGCUUGGACCGAACUCAAGAAGUUCUCUGGAUCCAAUGGCUGGCCCUGUAGUGUCCUAGUCCUGCCAGGUAAUGAGGCCCUCUUCUCCUUGGAAACAGCAUCAGAUUAUGUGAAAGAUGAAAAAGCCUGCUUCUAUGGAUUUAAAUGCGUGGCUGUGGGGUACGAGUUUAACCCUGGGUCUGAUGAGGGCAUCAUUCAGCUGGAGAAGGAACUGGCUUAUCUGGGAAGUGUUUGUGCCGCUGCGCUUAUGAAGAAGGACCUGGCUUUACCUAUAGGAAAUGAACUGGAGGAAGAUUUGGAGAUUCUUGAGGAAGCUUCACUUCAGGUCUGUAAAGCACAUUCAGGGAUUCUGGGGAAGGGACUGGCUCUGUCCCACUCUCCCACCAUUCUGGAGGCACUGGAGGGCAACCUGCCCCUGCACCUGCAAAGCAAUGAGCACUCCUUCCUGGAGGACUUCAUCACUUGUGUGCCCGGUUCAAGUGGGGGACGUCUAGCCAGAUGGCUUCAGCCCGACUCUUAUGCAGACCCUCAAAAGACAUCCCUUAUCCUCAACAAAGAUGAUAUCCGCUGCGGCUGGCCAACAACUGUCGUAGUGCAGACCAAAGACCAGUAUGGAGAUGUGGUUCAUGUGCCAAAUAUGAAAGUGGAGGUGAAGGCUGUGCCUGUCUCUCAGAAGAAAUCUAUUCAACAGGACAACAUGAAGAAGUUGCAGCGGUUCCCAGGAAGCCCCUCUAACUCAGCAUCAGGCAUGGACCUCACCUUUGGUGGCUUGCCAGCACCAAAACUGGAAGCCACUUAUGAACCCAUGAUCAUUAAGGAAGCUCGCUACAUUGCUAUCACCAUGAUGAAGGCGUAUGAGAAUUAUUCGUUUGAGGAACUGCGCUUUGCCUCACCCACUCCAAAGAGGCCUAGUGAAAACAUGCUUAUCCGGGCGAACACAGAUGGCACCUACAGUGCCAACUGGACUCCUGGUGCUGUUGGGCUUUACACCAUACAUGUCACCAUAGAUGGCAUUGAAAUUGAUGCUGGUUUAGAGGUUGAAGUAAAAGACCCACCCAAAGGCAUGAUUCCUCCUGGGACGCAGAUGAUUAAACCCAAAACUGAACCACAGCCAAGCAAGGUGCGUAAAUUUGUCGCCAAGGACAGCGCAGGGCUGCGUGUGCGUAGUCACCCAUCUCUGCAGAGCGAACAAAUAGGCAUAGUCCAAGUCAAUGGCACCAUCACUUUCAUUGACGAGAUCCACAAUGAUGAUGGUGUGUGGCUCAGACUGAAUGAUGAGACUGUAAAGAAGUAUGUUCCCAACAUGAAUGGGUACACUGAAGCCUGGUGCCUCUCUUUUAACCAGCAUCUGGGCAGAAACCUCCUGGUCCCUGUUGAUGAGGCCAGGCCCCAGUCAGAUGAGUGUAUACGGGAGACCAGUGGCCGCCCCUCCAAUGAGGCCCCCAUGCGCAGUGUGGACAGGGCUGGCCUGGGUGGCGGACCCGGUCUUUAUAAGGUAGUGAAGACGGGACCCUCGGGUCACAACAUCAGAAGCUGCCCAAACCUUAGAGGUAUCCCCAUUGGGAUGUUAGUACUGGGGAACAAAGUCAAGGCGGUAGGCGAGGUGGUUAACCCAGAAGGAACAUGGGUGCAGCUGGAUAAGAACAGUGUGGUCGAGUUCUGUGAGAGUGACGAUGGAGAGGCCUGGUCCCUAGCAAGAGACCGAGGAGGAAACCAAUAUCUGCGUCAUGACGAAGAGCAAGCUAUCCUAGAGCACGGUGCUCAGACUCCUCCCCCUAGUCCCUUCUCAGUGCAGGCCUUUAGCAGAACUAUGGGCAGUGGAGCACAAGGCUUUGAUUAUGGCAUCUCCAACAACAAAGGUGACCGCCUGAGUGCCAUACUGAAUUCCAUUCAGUCUGGGCCUUUCCUCCCAGCUCCCUCCAUAUUUGAGCAAGCCGCCAAACCUCCCUCUUCCCUUGUCCACAGCCCUUUUGUAUUUGGACAAUCCCUUUCCCAGCAGCCUCAGCCACAACCACAGCUUCUGAGUGAGCGAGGAAAUGUCACAGCUCGAUCAAUGUCUCCAGCAAGCAAACACCAUCAGGAAGGCCGCACAACUAAAGCUGACAGCCGCUCCAACCGCAUCGCUGACCAGGGCAAAAUCAAGGCCAUUGACGGCCUGUCUGCCAGCGAGGCUCUGAUCCUCAAAUCGGACACAGGCAAAUUGCGCUCCGACUCACACAGUCGCUCUCAUUCACCCAACCACAACACCCUACAGGCCCUAAAGGCUGAUGGGAAAAACUCAGGCCUCCGGUCCGAGUCUCCAAAUCCAGGUUCGCGUUCUUCUUCGCCCAAACAGAAGACGGUCAUCUCGGGCAGAUCAAGUCCCUCUAACAGCAGUUCCCCACGCUCCUCCUCUCCACAUGAUAAGAACCUGCCAAUGAAAGUCUGUCCCUCCUCAAAGGCUCAUCUAGACCCUCCUCGUGAGAGAUCCAAAUCUGACUCCUAUACUCUGGACCCUGAUGUUUUGAGAAAGAAAAAAAUACCCCUGACAGAGCCACUGAGAGGCAGGUCUACUUCUCCCAAACAGAAACACCCAUUAAAGGAGGCUAAAGGGGGAAGCAGCAAUUCUGAAAACUGUUCCCCAUCUCCUCAUGUUGUCCAGGAGAACCUCCACAGUGAAGUAAUAGAAGUAUGCUCUUCCAUUGCCCUGCUGUCCAGCGAUGAAGCCAAUGAUGAAAAUGCAGACCUGCUUAAUGCCGAAGAGGGCUCUUCCAAAGUACAUUUCAGCAUUGGAAAGGCCCCUGUCAAGGAGGAAUUAGAAAGCCGUUCCUCACCUAAAGUUAGCCGCAAGACCUCAAGCAGGCACGUGCGCCCUAAAAAGGACAAAUCGGGGCCACUCUUUAAGGGUGAGAAUGUUCGCCAUGCUGAGCCUGCCAAGCAGGCCAUGUCACCUUCCGUGGCUGAAUGUGCCCGUGCUGUUUUUGCAGCCUUCCUGUGGCAUGAGGGCAUUGUUCAUGAUGCCAUGGCCUGCUCCUCCUUCCUAAAGUUCAACCCUGAACUAACCAAAGAGCAUGCACCUAUUCGCAACUCACUCAGCUGCCAGCAGAGCCUCGAUGAGAAGGAAAGCAAGCUGAAAAACCGUCACUCACUUGAGAUCUCCUCUGCUCUCAACAUGUUUAACAUAUCACCUCAUGGUCCUGACAUCUCCAAGAUGGGCAGCAUCAAUAAGAACAAGGUUCUCUCCAUGCUUAAAGAGCCACCUUUGCCUGAGAAGUGUGAGGAUGGGAAAGGGGAUCAGGCCUCUUAUGAGGUGACCAGCCACUCUACAUUGAGGUCAAAGUCUCUCCUGCCUCUCACUCUCCAACACCUUGUAGCUUUUUGGGAGGACAUCUCUAUGGCAACUAUCAAAGCUGCCACACAGAACAUGAUCUUCCCCAGCCCUGGUUCUAGUGCGAUCCUGAAAAAGAAGGAGAGUGAGAAAGAUAGCAAGAAGGCAAAGAAGGAGAAGAAAAAGAAGGAGAAAGCAGAGGUUCGCCCCAGAGGGAACCUCUUUGGGGAAAUGGCACAGCUGGCCAUGGGAGGCCCAGAGAAAGACACAAUCUGUGAGCUGUGUGGAGAGUCUCAUCCCUACCCUGUUACCUACCACAUGAGGCAGGCCCAUCCAGGCUGUGGACGUUAUGCUGGAGGUCAAGGCUAUAAUAGCAUCGGUCACUUCUGUGGGGGAUGGGCUGGGAACUGCGGAGAUGGCGGCAUAGGAGGGAGUACCUGGUAUCUGGUUUGUGACCGCUGCAGAGAGAAGUACCUGAGAGAGAAACAAACCGCAGCUAGAGAAAAGGUAAAGCAGUCCAGGAAGAAGCCUUUGCAAGUGAAAACUCCUCGAGCACUUCCCACUAUGGAGGCGCACCAGGUGAUCCGUGCCAAUGCCCUGUUCCUGUUAUCGCUGAGCAGUGCAGCCGAACCAAGCCUCCUGUGCCACCACCCACCCAAACCAUUCCACACACACCUACCUAGCCUGAAGGAGGGAGUUUCUGAAGAGCUGCCAAAUAAAAUUGGCUGCCUGUAUCUGCAAACCCUGGCUCGUCAACAUACAGAGAAUUUUGGAGGCUACCAGGAUGAAAACCUGUUCCAGGAUGAGAUGCGCUAUUUGAGAUCAACAUCAGUCCCAGCUCCUUAUAUCUCUGUCACACCUGAUGCUUGUCCCAAUGUCUUUGAGGAACCAGAGAGUAACAUGAAGUCCAUGCCACCUAGCCUGGAGACAAGUCCCAUCACGGACAGUGACACAGCCAAACGGACAGUGUUCCAGCGCUCUUACUCCGUGGUCGCUUCCGAGUAUGACAAACAGCAUUCGUGUUCUCCAGCCCGAGUGAAGGCAGUGCCCAGACGGAGGGUACACAGUGGGGAUGCAGAAGUGGGCUCCUCCCUCCUGAGACACCCCUCUCCUGAGCUAUCUCGACUAAUCUCAGCACAUGGCUCCCUGAGUAAAGGGGAAAGGAAUUUCCAGUGGCCCGUGCUGGCCUUUGUCAUUCAGCACCAUGAUUUAGAGGGUCUUGAGGUGGCCAUGAAGCAUGCUCUGCGCAAAUCGGCUUGCAGAGUUUUUGCUAUGGAGGCAUUUAAUUGGCUGCUGUGCAAUGUGAUUCAAACCACCUCUCUCCAUGAUAUCCUCUGGCAUUUUGUGGCUUCUCUAACACCAUCUCCAUGUGAGCCUGAGGAGGAAGAAGAGGAUGAAAACAAAGGCAAUAAAGACCCUGUGGAGCAGGAGAAAGAUUUGGGGGUGUGUGAGCAUCCACUCUCUGACAUAGUCAUCGCUGGAGAGGCAGCUCACCCUCUCCCCCACACCUUCCACAGACUUCUCCAGACCAUCUCUGACCUGAUGAUGUCAUUACCUGGUGGCAGUUCCCUUCAACAAAUGGCCCUCAGGUGCUGGAGCCUCAAAUUCAAACAGUCGGACCAUCAGUUUCUGCACCAGAGUAACGUGUUCCAUCACAUCAACAACAUCCUGUCCAAAUCGGAUGAUGGCGACAGCGAAGAAAGCUUUAACAUUAGCGUGCAAUCAGGAUAUGAAGCCAUCAGCCAGGAGCUGUGUAUGGUAACCUGUUUGAAGGACUUGACCAGUGUGAUGGACAUAAAAACAUCCAGCCGGCCUGCUAUGAUUGGCAGCCUGACAGAUGGUUCUACUGAGACAUUCUGGGAGUCAGGGGACGAGGACAAGAACAAGACAAAGAGCAUCACCAUCAGCUGUGUGAAAGGCAUCAAUGCCACUUAUGUGUCUGUGCAUGUAGAUAACUCCCGUGACAUUGGAAACAAAGUCACAUCAAUUACAUUUCUCUGUGGAAAGGCAGUGGAAGACCUCUGCAGAAUCAGACAGAUUGACCUCGACUCGAGGCACAUGGGCUGGGUGACCAGCGAGCUACCUGGUGGGGACCACCAUGUGAUUAAGAUCGAGAUGAAGGGUCCUGAGAACACACUGAGGGUGAGGCAGGUUAAGGUGCUUGGCUGGAAGGAGGGCGAGACCAUCAAGAUAGCAGGGCAAAUCUCAGCCAGCAUGGCCCAGCAAAAGAACUGUGAAGCAGAAACUCUUCGUGUAUUCCGUCUCAUCACCUCACAGGUGUUUGGAAAGCUGAUUUGUGGGGAUGCCGAGCCUACUCCAGAGCAGGAGGAGAAGAACCUGCUGUCAUCUCCAGAGGGUGAAGACAAGGCACCAUCUGAUGCUGAUUUAAAGGAACACAUGGUUGGGAUCAUAUUCAGCAGGAGCAAGCUCACCAAUUUGCAGAAACAGGUAUGUGCGCACAUAGUGCAGGCGAUACGCAUGGAGGCUACGCGUGUGCGUGAGGAGUGGGAGCAUGCCAUCUCUAGUAAAGAAAAUGCCAACUCGCAGCCCAGUGAUGAUGAUGCCUCCUCAGAUGCAUACUGUUUUGAAUUGCUGUCAAUGGUCCUAGCCUUGAGUGGUUCCAACGUAGGCAGACAGUACUUGGCCCAGCAACUCACCCUGCUACAGGAUCUGUUCUCCUUACUCCAUACAGCCUCACCACGCGUGCAAAGACAGGUGACCUCACUGCUCAGACGUGUCCUUCCUGAGGUGACUCCUGUGCGCUUGGCCAGUGUAAUCGGUGUGAAGGCUUUGCCACCUGCAGAUAUCAGUGACAUCAUCCACUCAACAGAGAAAGGUGACUGGAACAAGCUGGGAAUUCUGGACAUGUUCCUGGGAUGUAUUGCCAAAGCCCUUACAGUACAACUCAAAGCCAAGGGCACCACCAUUGCUGGUAUAGCAGGCAUGGCAGCAGCCAAAGGUGUCACAACAGUUACAUUGCCCAUGAUUUUCAACUCAAGUUACAUCCGGCGAGGUGAGAGUCACUGGUGGAUGAAAGGCUCAACACCACCUCAGAUCGCUGAGAUCAUUAUCAAGCUGGUUAAGGACAUGGCUGCUGGUCAUCUCUCAGACGCCUGGUCCAGAGUAACCAAGAACGCCAUUGCUGAGACCAUUAUUGCUCUCACUAAGAUGGAGGAGGAGCACCGCUCACCAGUGCGCUGCAUUGCCACCACACGGCUCUGGCUGGCUCUUGCCUCUCUGUGUGUGCUGGAUCAAGAUCAUGUGGACCGGCUGUCCUCAGGCCGCUGGAUGGGCAAAGAUGGCCAGCAGAAACAGAUGCCUAUGUGUGACAAUCAUGACGAUGGUGAGACUGCAGCCAUCAUCUUGUGUAAUGUGUGUGGAAACCUGUGUACCGACUGUGACCGUUUUCUUCAUCUGCACCGCCGCACCCGCUCCCACCAGAGACAGGUGUUUAAGGAAGAAGAGGAAGCCAUUAAGGUUGAUCUCCAUGAAGGCUGUGGAAGAACCAAACUCUUCUGGCUUAUGGCACUGGCUGACUCGAAGACCAUGAAGGCCAUGGUGGAGUUCAGGGAGCACACAGGUAAACCUGCUUCAAGCAGUUCAGAUGCCUGCCGCUUCUGUGGCACCAGGAAUGGCACGGAGUUGUCUGCAGUGGGGAGCGUGUGCUCAGACCCAGACUGUCAGGAGUAUGCAAAGUUGGCCUGCAGUAAGACUCAUGUGUGUGGUCACCCUUGUGGCGGGGUAAAGAAUGAGGAGCUGUGCUUGCCCUGCCUGCACGGCUGUGACAAGAACACCGGCUGUCUGAAACAGGAUGCUGAUGACAUGUGCAUGAUCUGUUUCACUGAGGCUCUGUCUGCUGCUCCCGCCAUCCAGUUGGACUGCAGCCAUGUUUUCCAUCUUCAGUGUACACGUAGAGUCCUGGAAAACCGCUGGCUGGGGCCCAGGAUAACCUUUGGUUUCAUGGCCUGUCCAAUCUGUAAGAACAAAAUUAACCACUCUGUGAUCAAAGAUCUGCUGGAUCCAAUUAAAGAGCUCUAUGAAGAUGUGAGAAGAAAAGCUUUAAUGAGACUGGAAUAUGAAGGGCUGCACAAGAGUGAGGCCAUCACCAUGUCCGGGGCUCGAUUUUACAAUGACCCUGCUGGAUUUGCUAUGAAUAGAUAUGCUUACUACGUUUGCUAUAAGUGCAAAAAGGCUUAUUUUGGUGGAGAAGCACGCUGUGACGCAGAGGCAGGACAGGGAGACGAUUAUGACCCCAGUGAGCUCAUCUGUGGUGCAUGCUCAGAUGUGUCCAGGGCACAGAUGUGCUCCAAACAUGGAACAGACUUUCUUGAGUAUAAAUGCCGUUACUGCUGUUCUGUUGCGGUGUUUUUCUGCUUUGGGACCACACACUUCUGCAAUGCCUGUCAUGAUGACUUCCAGAGAAUGACCAGUAUCCCCAAAGAAGAGCUGCCUCAUUGCCCUGCUGGCCCUAAGGGUAAACAGCUGGAGGGGAGUGAGUGUCCCCUGCAUGUUGUGCAUCCUCCAACUGGGGAGGAAUUUGCACUGGGCUGUGGUGUGUGCAGAAAUGCUCAUACCUUCUAAAUUUCUGGGUCCUAUGUAAGUUGCUGUUCGAGUCCCUGUUUUAUGUGCAACGGCAGACUCCUGCUUCAGCCCAGUCUGAGAGGAAUGUCUGGAUACCUGGCUUUGAGAAAGCAGUGAUGCAGCACCGUGCUUUGAGAUUCUGCCUCUCUCUCAGCAGACCCUGAAGAACCCAGGAAAAUGUAAAACUGUGGAGAAAAAAAAAAAACCUUGUGACGUGUCUGCAUGCAGCCGUUGUAACCCUCGGCUCCCUUAAACGUUGCUCACCACCUGAUCACUGAAGUGUACCAGUUUGGAAACUGACUCUUUUUUUCUUAAUCCUGUACAGUAUUCUCUGUUGAGUGCAUUAUGGCUUAGCAGAAAAGACUUCAGUUCAGAUUAUAUAUGUGGACUGUCAAGAAUGUUAUGAUGGCAGGAAAAUAGUGUACGAUUUAUCUAAUCUUGUAUAUAAUGAUAAUAUCCAAAAUAGGUGUAUUCAGAUGUUGCUACUCUACACUUCAGUUUUGUUUAAUAUUCUGGGUUUUGUUUUGAGCCAGAACUUUUAAUGAAGUGCAAUACUGGGUGUGCCUCCUAUCUUGCAGCUGUAAACAUGGGGAAUGUAUGUCAAUAAAGCAACUGUACAUUUUUAUACAGUAAUACACGCUGCUGUGUUUUCACCUGGCAAAUAUAGCAUCAUCUGUGUGCUCAGAAAUCUUUGAUGGGCCUACAUCUGUCACGUGUGGGGGUUAACAGGAACCCUUUCAACUCUGCGAUUAUAUAAUGUGGUACAAAACCAUUUUCUGUCUUUUUAAAACCAUAAAAGGUGAGUAAGUUCUAUUAUUGUAUUGUGAAAAUAGAACACCAAAAUCUUUGGGAUGGGGCCAGUCUACACACCUAAAAAGAUUAGACAUUGUGAACCUUUUGGAAGUGUGAGAAUGUGUGCAAGUGUGAUAAACAGCUGCUGUAAAAGAAAAUAAUGCUACCUGUAAAUCUGCUCUGUAUUGUCUGUGGUGGAUAGAGUUGGGUGGUAAUAAACCAGAUCCUCUGUUCUGCAAGGUACAUUACAAA